GUGAGAUUUGUCUCUUUACCUGUGGGAGGAGCUUCCGGUGAGAGGCGUAAAUUGCUGCUCUUGACCGUUUGAUGCUAGAACCGUGUGUGGGGGAGCGUGUACGCACCGCAGCGGUCACGAUUAUGCCUGACAGGCUUCCAUAGCAAAGUGAGACAUGGCCGAAGUGAUUGGCGUCUGCGCCGGGUUGCCUUUGCCGUCCACUAUGAACGUCACCUUCCCGAUCCAGGAGGACGCCAGCACGGCUGCGGUCGCCCCUUCAGUCCCUCUGAGCAGCGAGGAUUACCUGUUCGUGGAUGCCAGGCACCCCAACACUGUCCUGCAGGGCCUCAACAGCCUGCGGCUCAACAACGCCUUCUGUGAUGUGACCCUGUGCUGUGGGGGACAAGAGUUCCCCUGCCAUCGCAUCGUGCUGGCCUCCUUCAGCUCAUACUUCCAGGCAAUGUUUUCCACUGACCUCAUCGAGUCCAAACAGGAGCGGGUUGCCAUCAAUGGAGUUGAGCCUCAGAUGAUUGGGAUGCUGGUGAGCUACGCCUACACAUCCGAGGUGUACAUCUCUAAAGCAAAUGUGCAGGCCCUGCUGGCAGCAGCCAACCUGCUGGACGUGAUGGCAGUUCGAGAGGCCUGUUGUCGUUUCAUGGAGCGUCAGAUGGAUGAGAUGAACUGUGUGGGGAUUCACUGCUUUGCAGAGGCGCAUUCUUGUAAAGUGCUGGAGAAACGUAGUAUGGACUACAUCCUCGAGCACUUCAGCAGCGUUCAUCAGCAGGAGGAGUUCCUGUCUCUGUGUGUGGACAAACUGACAGAAAUCCUUGCCAGUGACUUCCUCAAUGUGCCUAAAGAAGAGAUGGUGUUUGAGGCGUCCAUGCUGUGGUUGAAUAAAUGUCCCUCUCGCAAACAGAGCUUCGAAAAGGUGCUUGAGCAUAUCCGGCUGCCUCUCAUCAGCCCCUACUACCUCCAUGAUGUGAUCGAGUCUCUGGAUGUGGUGAAGGAGAGCCAGGGCUGCCAGAGGCUCAUCUCUGAGGCCAAGGACUAUCUGCUGCUAAAAGACCGUCGUGGAGAGCUCUACUGCCCCAGAGCGAGGCCACGCAGAUCCACAGUCAUGGCAACAGGGACAGCUGAAGUGAUAGUGACAGUUGGCGGGGAGGACGACAAGGUGGUGCUGCGCAGCGUGGAGAGCUUCGAUCCUGUGACGAGUCAGUGGAGGAAUCUGGCCUGCCUGCCCUUCGCUGUGAGCAAACACGGGCUGGUGGUCUCGGACUCCACUCUGUAUUUGGCAGGAGGAGAGUUUCCUGACGGCUCAGCCAGCAGGGAGAUGUGGCGCUACGAUCCCUGCUUCGACUCCUGGAUUGAGAUGGCUCCCAUGAAUGUAGCUCGCUCCGAGUUAGGCCUGGUGAUGCUGGACGGCUUUGUGUAUGCAGUGGGAGGUUGGGAGGGUCGCUCUCGUCUGGACUCGGUCGAGUGUUAUAACCCGCACACCAACUCUUGGCAGUUCACCGAAUCUGUCAAGAUGGCCGUCACAAGUCCCGCUGUAGUGGCCCUGGAUGGACUCCUCUAUGUUACUGGUGGUGCGGUUCUGGAGGAUGGCGACGGCACGGACCUCGCUCAGGUCUACAACCCUAAGACCUCUGUGUGGACGGAGGUAGCCCCCAUGCAGAUCGCUCGAUCCGGUUCAGCGGCUUGUACACUCAAAGGAAAGCUUUACGUUAUAGGUGGAUGGCAUGCCUCGACGGAGAACACAGAUAAAGUAGAGUGUUACAAUCCCAAAACAAACCAGUGGACCAUGUGUGCCCCCAUGAAAGAACGACGCUACCGGCCCGGUGCUGCUGUGGUGGACGGAAAAAUCUACGUCCUGGGAGGGGAAGAAGGCUGGGACAGAUAUCACGACACUAUUGAGAGGUACUGUGACGAGACAGACACGUGGGAGAUUGUCGGGGAGAUGCCCACCAGUCGCAGCUGGCUGAGCUGUGUGUCUCUUCAGCUGAGGAAGGACAUCCACAUGAGCAGCUGUCCUGGGACGCCAAAUGACAACUGAGCAAAGGUGUCGGUGGAGAGGAAAUCCUUCCUGGUUCUUAUUUACACCCUCACUGGGAGACUGUGCACCACAAUGCUCAGAGCUGAGGACAGCAGCGAGCUGAGAAGAGAAGCCUGGAUUUGGCACAGCACCGUCUGAGCUGUUGCCGAUGGCAUAAAGAAGUUGGUUUUGAAAUCGGUGACUGCUUGUGGACUGAGUCUCUUUUGGGGUGAAAGAAGAGACACGAAUCUCAAGGGAUCAACCGACUAAUCGACGGCUCAGUCAGCCGUCUGAACUCACUCUCUGUGUGAUGUGAACAUGUUUAGGAUACUGUUUUAAUGUCCGAGCACCUCAAAUCUGUGAAGAUUUUCCCAGCCAACAUAGUGUAUUUUUGUAUCAUUAUUAUUAUUAUGUGAUGUAUUUAUUGGGGUGUGACUAGGUAUAAGCUCUUUUUUUUUAAAAAAAAAAAUAGUAAUCAUUUGACUCAAAAGAUGCUCUAUGGGCCAAAAAAAACUUGCAUUGUGAAUAUUUUUGAAGGUUACCUGUGAAAAAGAUGUCUAUAUGUGAUCUGUGUUUUUGUAUUUAAACUUUGUAAGUUCUGAAUGAUGGUCUUUACUACCUGUAACAUGUUGAGUAUAUUUUUGUAAUGUAGCGUGCAUCAUGUAUCUUAGUGACUUAUAAAUGGAGUUGGAUUCUAAUAAAGAUGUUUAAUUCUUUAAUGUGA
Scatophagus argus is the source of this 2732-nucleotide messenger RNA. Its product is annotated as kelch-like protein 20. The record is from RefSeq and is a predicted model, not a curated record. Gene Ontology annotation, molecular function: protein binding. Lineage: Eukaryota; Metazoa; Chordata; Actinopteri; Scatophagidae. The coding region runs from base 155 to 2029 and encodes 624 amino acids. The transcript has 12 exons.